UUUUACAUAUAAAAUUGUAUAUUACUUUCUUUUCCCCAAACGUGUCUCUCUUUGUAGUUAAAAAAAAAGUUUCCCUCUCUCUCUUUCUCUCUUCUUCCCCACCGCCGCCGUCAUGACAAAAUGCAUAUACACAGUGACGCAAACACACAACCCCAUUGUUAAAUAUAUACUUUUUUUUUUUUCAUACAUACAAUAAGAAAGUGUGUGUAAUCCAAAAAGAAGUCUGGCGGACAUUUAAAAUUUGCAUAGUGCGUGGCUAAUUGACAAGUCCCCAAAAAGUCAGAUCUUUCGAUUAUGCUAAACAUAUUUACUGCUGCAUACGAAGGCAAGCUCUUUGUUGUCCAACAGCUUGUCGAUAGGGUCUCUGCUGCUGUCAAAGAAAAAGACGAGGACGAUCGCACUCCAUUGCACUGGGCUGCAUCCGGAGGCCAAGGUGACAUUGUCGACUACUUGAUCUCUAAAGACGCCUCAAUAAACGUCGUAGACGAUUCUGGCUGGUCACCACUUAUGAUUGCAGCAUCUGCCGGACAUAUUGCUUCAGCAGAAAGUCUCGUAAAGCAUGGUGCUGACGUGUUUCUCCAAAACGAGACAGGUCAAACUGCUUUACAUUAUGCAGCUUCAAAAAACCGAAUUGAAAUCGUCAAGCUAUUAUUAGCAAACAAGGCCCAGCCCAAUCAAAUCAAUAACAUCAAACAAACCCCAUUGUAAAGUUAUCUUCGCAACCUUGAGGAACAAUGUAUAAAGACAGUAGAGUUGACAUGAUUGUAAAUAUAUAGACAUCGAGCCGCCGCUCAAGGCUUUACGGCGGUCGUCAAACUCCUGCUCGCGGCAAAAUGUCGAGUCAAUCCCAAGGACGCUGAAGCAAACACGCCAUUGCAUUUGGCAUGCGAAGAAGGUCACGGAGACACGGCAGCGGUGCUUUUGCAGCAUGGGGGUAACGCGGAUCAAUUGAAUGCCGAAGGAAAGUCGCCUGUGGAUGUAUGCAGAACCAAAGAAGUACGACUCUUUAUUGAGAAGCAUAUCGAAGAAGAUGUAUAAUAAAUAAAAAAAACGAGCACCUUUCCAUCACAAACGA
This is a messenger RNA of Zychaea mexicana, 1075 nucleotides long. RefSeq names its product 26S proteasome non-ATPase regulatory subunit 10-like protein. The record is from RefSeq and is a predicted model, not a curated record. The coding region runs from base 295 to 708 and encodes 137 amino acids. Gene Ontology annotation, molecular function: protein binding. Gene Ontology annotation, cellular component: nucleus; cytoplasm. NCBI's taxonomy places the organism in Eukaryota, Fungi, Mucoromycota, Mucoromycetes, Mucorales, Lichtheimiaceae. The transcript has 5 exons.